Messenger RNA from Toxotes jaculatrix (banded archerfish), 3592 nucleotides. RefSeq names its product alkaline ceramidase 3 (gene acer3). NCBI's taxonomy places the organism in Eukaryota, Metazoa, Chordata, Actinopteri, Toxotidae. Gene Ontology annotation, biological process: phytosphingosine biosynthetic process; ceramide metabolic process. The coding region runs from base 2 to 943 and encodes 313 amino acids. The transcript is spliced from 11 exons. The record is from RefSeq and is a predicted model, not a curated record. Gene Ontology annotation, cellular component: endoplasmic reticulum membrane.
CAUGGCUCCCUCGAUAGAGAGGCAAGGAUACUGGGGGCGGCCGACCUCAACGCUGGACUGGUGUGAAGAAAAUUAUGUCGUCUCUUUCUACAUAGCGGAAUUUUGGAAUACUGUGAGCAACCUGAUUAUGAUUCUUCCUCCCAUCUGUGGGGCCAUCCAGACAUUUCGUGACGGCCUCGAGUUUCGCUACAUCUGCUCUUUCCUCGGACUAGCAGCUGUUGGUGUUGGUUCCUGGUGCUUCCAUAUGACGCUGCUGUAUGAGAUGCAGCUACUGGACGAGUUGCCUAUGAUUUACAGUACAUGCGUCUUUGUCUACUGUCUAUACGAGUGCUUCAAACAAGAGAAAGGCAUUAGUUUCUUUCCUAUUGCAUUGUUAUUAAUCUUCAGUGUCUUGGUCACUGUGGUUUACUUACAAUGGAAGGAGCCAGUGUUUCACCAGGUCAUGUAUGGUGCCCUUGUAGCUUGCCUAGUGAUGCGAUCCAUCUUCAUUGUUACGUGGGUGUACCCGUGGCUCAGACCUCUGUGCUACACCUCCUUAGGUAUCUUUAUGUUAGGGUUUCUGCUGUGGAACAUUGACAACAUCUUCUGUGAUUCAUUAAGAGCCAGUAGACAAACGCUGCCCCCUGGUGUUGGAGUAGUAACACAGUUCCAUGCUUGGUGGCACAUCUUCACAGGCCUGGGAUCCUACCUGCACAUACUUCUCAGCCUGCAGAUCAGGUCAACCUACCUCAAGUACAGACCAAAAGUAAAGGUAUCCUUUUUUAUGUUGUACUUGUACUGUUGUUUAUUAUUAUUCAUUCUUUUAUUCAACCAUUCAUUUGUUAAUUUUUCCUUCCCUGCCGUGACUUUGUUCAGUUUGUGUGUGGAGUUUGGCCCACACUGCACAUUGAACCACAGAAGACGAGCUGAAGUGAAGGGACGGGGACCAGCUGAAGGAUGGUGACUGCCAUAUCCACACACCAUCAGCACAGGAACCCACUGCUGGGAACUUAGCCCACAGGCAGGGGGUAGGUGGACCCCAAGACACCACCCCAGGGAGCCUUUGGUUCUGCACUGUGGGGAUUUACUAAAGUACAGUAUAGCACUGAUUCCAGUUUUAAGAAAUGGAAGAUUUUUUUCAUCAUUCAUAAUUUAUUAGACUAGCUUUUGUGUAACUUUAUUGAAAUGUAAUAAUUUUACUUGCUCCUUCACUUUCAAUGCAGUUAUGAUAUGUAGUCCACUGCAGUGGUAACUGUUGAAAGAGUUAUGGGUGUUAGCUUGAUUAGGGUUUGGGAAAAGGGAAAACAGCAUAAUUAAUUAUUAAUUAUUAACAACUAAGAAUUCAUAUUAGCAUAUUUAUCAUUGUAUCUUCGAUUCUGUGAAUGUUUGAAUCUAAGUUUAAAGAUAUUUAAAUAGACUAAAAUAUAACUAAGACUAUUGCUUGUGUGUAGUUUUACAUGUAGCUGAGGGAGCUGGACUUACAACUCAGUGCUGUCGUUUCCUGGAUGUGCUCACUAAUAUGGGAUAGUAAUUACCAGCUAGAGAGUGAAAGUGGUACGGUGUUACUGUAGCUCAGCUGUCUGACCAGAAGAUCUUUAUCCAUUUGUUUGGCCACAGGCUUCAUUUUUCACUUGAAGUGUUUCUAUCAAAAUACGCCAAGACUGGAAUUACUCAUUUCUUUUUCUUUUUUUUUUUAGUGGUUGUUGCCAAAGUUGGGAUUUUUGGGAUUUAAAACGUAAUGUUAAUGUUUUGACCUCAUUAUAAACAAACAAGAAAUGCAGUGCUAACAUACAGUUUGGUUACAGACAUCAUUACACUGCCUUCUAAUUUUGUUUAGGACCAGGUUAAACAUCGGCCUGCUAUACAGAGCAAGUUGGACCACUUUGUGCGUCUCGAGUUUCUGUGGACACUUUUACAAUGCUGACACAGCCGUUAAAGCGAUACUCCACACAGAUUUGUGGUCCGUGAAGGACUAAGACUUUAGAGCCACCUUUCAUGCCCACAGGGGUUUUGUAUCGGGUUUGUUUCACAGUGAGCCUCCUUCAAGGUGUGUUAGCUUUAGAGACCACUUUGUUGGGAUGACCAGCAUCUAGCGAGUGUGUGUGUGAUCAGGCAUAAAUAAUGCAAACACGCAGAAACAUCACUGGAAAUGCAUCAGGUCAGUCUGCCUAUAGUUCAUCUCAAGCCAUUACCACUGGCCACAUCACUGCAGCUGAUGUGUUCAGCUAGCGUAGAGCACAGUAUGAGUAAAUAAGCUGAUAGGUGAAACCCAGCAAACUAAGUUUACCUGCUAAACAAAAUAAUUUUCCUAAAUAUCCUAAUUGUUAAUUUUAAGUGAAAGGACCAAGUGAAUGAAUGGAGCAUAUCUGGAUGAUUCAAGCUGCAGAGAACGGGGUGUACUAGACACAGCCAGUUCUGGGUAGCUGUCUGUCUUUCUGUCUCCUGCUUCAUUACAGUAAAUCUCAUUCAUAUCUGUCGUUGUAAACAAUAAUGUGCCCCUUUCAAAAAAAAAAGGAUUUAAGUCAAGAGUUUUGAAAUCCCUUCAUCUAUAGGUACUCAAGAUUUCCACAUCUCCCCACAAUACUACUACAUUUUAUUUAUUACUCUGUUAUUUAUUUGUCCUUUUUCUUUUUAUUUAUUUGCACCAUGGUGUAAAGAUGGAGAGUCAAAUGGCACAUAAACGCACCGCAGUGAUAUCUUUGUGAAACAGUUCACGAUACAACCACUAGGUGGCAGAAGUUCCCAGAUUAUUUCAGACAUUGCCAAGCAUGCUAUAGUGCAUCAACAAACUACCUACCAACUGUAAAACGCUUAGGAUGUUUGCCUCAGCUCUCAUUUGGUGUUUCAUAUGUGGUGUUAAAUGAAGGGCUUUUUAUUUACAAUAUUUCUUUUGCUGCUGUGAAAUUGUGGAUGUGUAAUGGUAACAGUAGAAGCUGGAGUAACUGGGAAACUGGAAGAUGCACAACAUUAUUGUUGUAUGGAGAUAUUUGUAUUUGUGAGGCCUCGUAAACUGCCGCGUGCUGUAUUAUCUCCUGAGACAAACACAUUUAUUUUUCAUUAUGCGUACGUGCUGCGUCAUUCUUAUUAUGCUUGGGUAAAACAACUGCUCGAACCCAGUGUUACAAACAUUCAUAAGCACAUAAAUACAAUGUAUGAAAGCUAAGUAUUAACGUUGUUCAAAUGUCAAAUGUGUGAAACCUUCAGUGUAUGUUAUCGCUGCUCAUCAGUAGAGGUGAGCGGCUGUCAAAGAGGGUGCCUUAUUGUUAUCCUUGCAGCGUAACCCAAGUUGCCUUGAUGUUCGUGAUAAACCAUUCAAGUUGCCCCUUGUGUUUUUGCAAUGUGCCCUUUCCCCGAUCAUUACCAGUUAAAGCAUCAGGAGGACGAACAAUAACAGCUUCUAAUGCAAAGUCUGUGCCUGAUUCUUUGGCCUUCCAUUCAUUUCAUGUGCCCAACAACUAAGUCACAGGUUGUUCUGAUGUUGUUAACUGUAACUGAAAGUGAGUAUACUCAUGUGUUGAGGCCAGAAGAGUUCAUUUUUUAUGUUGAACUUUGUUGGUCAUGUGCCAGUCUUUAAUGAUGCCCUGUAUUGUCAAAUAAAAGAAAAUGUUUCAGA